AUGGACGGAAAAAGGUUAUGUAUGCAUGGUCAAAUAAUACAAGAAGUGGAACACCAUACCGUCGACAGCAGUUUAGCUUGGAAGUGGCUCACGCACGCUAAUUUAAAAAUUGAGACAGAAGCGCUUGUUACGGCUUGUCAGGAACAAGCAAUCGCGACCAACUACAUGAAGGCUGAAAUUAUGAAAUCCGGCAAUGACCUAAAAUGCAGACUUUGCCGGACAUGCAAUGAGACUAUCCAUCAUUCUGCUCUGAUGGAACAACAUGAGGAAAAGGUAAAGAAAUUGAGUGAAGAAUGUAUUUCUGAAAGUGGCGUUACCAAAGAGGCCGUGGAAAAGGCAUGGAACGGGGAGUUCGAUGAGGGCGAUGAUAAACUAAAGGAACACAUGUUCUGCUUCGCCAAGAAGAUGGGUAGCAUGUCGGAAGAGGGUAAAAUAAACGAAGAAGCUGUGAAGAAAGUACUGAGCGAGUUGGUGAAGGAUGAGGGAGAAGUAUCAGCCAUCAUGGACAAAUGUGUUGCGGAGAAGGAUUCGCCCAAAGACACUGCGUUCGAGAUGUCCAAGUGCAUCCAUCUAUCCAUUCUACGCGCUGGUGCUGAUGCCUAACUCUCUCUACUCCGAUAACUAUGUAUUCCUGUUUGUUUCAGAUAAAUAAAAAAGUUAUUACAAGUGCCAAAUGUAGUAUUGACUGUGCAUCUACUUAAAUUGUGUAUUUUAUGCAGAAUUACAAACAGAAGGUAGUUUAUUAAGAUAUAACAAUAAUAUAAUAAUAGAUAAAUAUAGUUCAGUAGUGGCCUGAAAUAUGUGGGGAAUAUUUAGGAUUCAGGGAGAUAUAUACAUAUCCUUAAAGAACGGUACAGUUAGCUAAUUCUUCUUAAAUAACUCUCGAACCAAUGCACUAAUUUUUUGACAAUUAGUAAUUAAUUCCUUUAGUUGAAAAAGAUACUGUAGGCUUAAAAAAUAAUCAUUUAUCAAACAAAUAAAUAUAAAUUAAUCUUUCAGUAUAUAUACAACACAGUAAAUUUAGCGCGGCUUUCCAAAGGUAUAAUUCUAUGAUACAGGGGAGGGGGCAAUUCUCUAUGAAUACUAUUACCUGAACUCCUAAAUUUUUAGUGUUCGUUUAGAAAAUGAUAGCUGUUUCCAAUAUCAUCUUUUACAAAAUGAAUGUUUGUCUUUUUUAGCGUAUUGUGAUAUAUUGUAAGCCAGGUGUUAAAUAAAAUAGAUAAAUACAUCUCCACAGAGAGUGCUGACAUUUUAUGGGAUCAUUAUUUUAUGUAUACUGAAUGAAUCCGUGAGAUUGACCAUAUAUAUAAAUACGAGCCCCUUUCCACUUCAGUUGGCCCACUUCAAGAUUUGUACCAAAAUAUGCCUUUAUCAACUAAACAUGAC
Acanthoscelides obtectus is the source of this 1386-nucleotide messenger RNA. Lineage: Eukaryota; Metazoa; Arthropoda; Insecta; Coleoptera; Chrysomelidae. The record is from the annotation of a GenBank genome assembly.